AUGCCGGUUAAAGCAUUUGAAACAUACACUUCUGAACAUAAACUUUUUAAUUAUCAGCCAUUAAGUGUUUUAAAAGAUUGCCGCAUUGGUAUUGAGGCAAAUUACUAUUUAAAACAACUAGUGGAACGCCUUCCUGUUAAAGAUCCUAUGAUUUAUGCAACUUCUUCUAUGCCUGUUGGGUUGAAAACGCAAAUAUUACGUGAUCUUAGUAUUUUGAAGCAAAAUAAGAUUGAGCCGUUUUUUGUUUUUGAUGGAUUAGAUUUGAUAAAUAAGAAUAAGAAAGUAUGGAAUGAUGAUUAUUCUAAAAUACGUGCGGAAGCAUGGAAAAAUUAUGAUCAAGGGAAACUUCAACAAGCAUCGAAUGAUUUUAAUUUAUCGGGUAAAAUUACUUUUUAUUUUAUAUGUGUUGAAAAUGCUAAACAUAAGAAAGCUAAUAUUCAAAUGUCAUCUUUGUCUAAGGUAUUAAUUGAUAUUCUUUUGGAGAAAAAAAUAGAAUUUUUAAUUGCGCCUUAUUUAUCAUGGGCUCAACUAGCUUAUAUGUUAGGAAAUAAUCAAUAUAAUAUUAAUGCGAUUUUUGGAUCAGUUAAUAUACUUUCAUUUAACGUUGAUCGUUUAAUUAUUGAGUUUAAUUUUGAUUAUUCUAUUUUUUCUUGGUUAGAUAAACAGACAAUUCUUUCGAGUUUAGGCGGUAUAACUAAUGACCAAUUAUUGGAUAUUUUUAUACUCUUGGGAUCUGAUUUUUGUCCUACAUUUCCUCCUCUUGAAAUGAUUUCUCAAAUAAAUGGAGAUGUUUUUAAAUUCUUACAAGAUACGAUUAAAAUAUUUAAAUCUGGUAUCAAUACUAUUUUAAACUAUCAUCAUACAUUUGUAGCAAAACAUAUUGAUUAUUUAGAUAUUUUUUUCAAAGCUAUUUGUAUAAUUAAAUAUCAUAUAGUUCUUACGGAAAAUGGAAAAUUAUUGCCACUUAAUGAAUCAGAUGCCCCAAAUGAUAUUCAUGAAUUUAUUGGUACAAGACUUCCAGAGGAAAUAUAUUUUUAUCUUUCAAGGGGAAUAGUUGGUCCUCAUGUUAUAAAUAUACUUACAUCAGGCAUGUUAAUAGAAAAUACUCCAUUAGAUAAUAGAGAUAGUCAAGAGUAUAGAGAUUUUUUAAAAGAUAUUUUCCCAAUACAGACUCAAUCUUUAAAUCUUCUUACUCAACCUCUUCAUCGAUUUUAUCAAGCAAAGAAUGUGUCUGCUUAUUAUUGGUUUGAUCCUGAACAUGAGCAUAAAAUGUUCCAUAAAAUAACACCAAGUAUUUAUGAAUCAGUAAAGACAUGGAUGGUUAAAGAGGACUUUGUUAAUCAAAUAAAAAUGACUAUACCUGAAAAUAAAGUCAAUUUUCUAAGUUUUUUUAAAUCUCUUUCUGAUACUAAAGUAUCUAAAGAUUCAUUUUCUUUAAAAACAGAUGACAAUAUAAUGCAAAGUCAUGAACAAAUAUUAUCUAGUAUUUAUGGUAGAUUUUUUCAAUUGAGAUCAUUUAUAAAUCCAGAUCACUCUCUUUCACCAUGGGGUUUAGCAUUAUUAGACUCAUUAAAAAUAUGUCAUGAGGAUCAACAAAGUUCUAUCGUUUUGAUAUUUGAAUUAUUGCGAUUACGUGUUUUUAAACAAGAUAAUUUUUCCAUUUCGUAUUCAGGAGAAUCAUCUAAAGGGACAGAAGAGGAAAAGUCAUUUACAACAUUAAUAUCACGUGUAGCAUGUUUAUCGGUUUUACAUCAAAAGGAUGUACCAUGGGCCGGUCCUUUGAGUCAAGGAUUACUUGUUUUUAAUUUUUUUAUAAAAAUACUUUCUCAAACAAUAAGAAAUUUAAUAGAAAUGGUAACUGUUUCUUUAUUUAUGAAUAGAGAUGCAAAUAGAGAACGGGAUGAUUGGUUAGAAUUUGCUAAACAGCUCCCAUUUAAUAAUGAAUAUGAUAUUACAAUGGGUCUUGUAAUUAAAACAUAUUUAGAAAAAAUCAUUGUAUCCGAAAAUCCUACAAAUGAAGAAUCUAAAAAAAAUGCUAUUGAUUAUCUAAAAUCUACUUUUGUAAGUGCCGAAAAUAUUGAAAGAGAUAUUAUGAAAUUUAGAUAUUUAUGGAAUUCUAUUGUCUAUGGUAUUAAAGUAGCUAACAUAUUAGGUGUAGUUGAUAAAUUAGAAUCUGAUAAAUUCUUGAGAGCAAACAAGUGGUUACAAGAAAGGAUAUAA
Molecule: messenger RNA, 2220 nt
Organism: Pneumocystis jirovecii RU7
Lineage: Eukaryota; Fungi; Ascomycota; Pneumocystomycetes; Pneumocystales; Pneumocystaceae
Exons: 8
Coding region: 1-2220 (739 amino acids)
Biological process (GO): DNA double-strand break processing; DNA recombination; mismatch repair
Cellular component (GO): nucleus
Molecular function (GO): 5'-flap endonuclease activity; 5'-3' DNA exonuclease activity
Source: RefSeq, a predicted model, not a curated record